GACAGACAGACAGGAAGGGAAGGUUCAGUGUUAAGACAGACAGACAGGAAGGGAAGGUUCAGUGUUAAGACAGACAGACAGGAAGGGAAGGUUCAGUGUUAAGACAGACAGACAGGAAGGGAAGGUUCAGUGUUAAGACAGACAGACAGGAAGGGAAGGUUCAGUGUUAAGACAGACAGACAGGAAGGGAAGGUUCAGUGUUAAGACAGACAGACAGGAAGGGAAGGUUCAGUGUUAAGACAGACAGACAGGAAGGGAAGGUUCAGUGUUAAGACAGACAGACAGGAAGGGAAGGUUCAGUGUUAAGACAGACAGACAGGAAGGGAAGGUUCAGUGUUAAGACAGACAGACAGGAAGGGAAGGUUCAGUGUUAAGACAUGUUAAGACGCAUUGGGAACUUGAGAGAGAGAGAGAGAGAGAGAGAGAGAGAGAGAGAGAGAGAGAGAGAGAGAGAGAGAGAGAGAGAGAGAGAGAGAGAGAGAGAGAGAGAGAGAGUGUGAGUGUGAGUGUGUGUGUGUGUGUGUGUGUGUGUGUCAAGUCUUCAUAAACUAGAAGAAAAAAUAUGUAGUCAUGAAAAUGUAAAUAAUAAUAAUAAAAUAAAGUUGAUGACAAAUGUUGAAAAGUGCAAAUUGAACACACACAGAGAGAGAGAGAGAGAGAGAGAGAGAGAGAGAGAGAGAGAGAGAGAGAGAGAGAGAGAGAGAGAGAGAGAGAGAGAGAGAGAGAGAGUCGCUUUAGCUGACCAAGGAAGGAAGGAAGGACAGUAUAGAAAAAGAAGGAAGGAAGGAGAGAACCUGAAAGGAGGAGGAGGAAAAGGAGGAGGAGAAGAGGUAUUUUAAUGAUUUCUUACUGAGACGACAUCAAUGUGGGGUCAUUCCUUCUAAAAUCUGGUCCUGUAGGUGUUCGUAUAUGCUUCCGCGCCUCACAUCAACCAUUUACGAAGACCCAAAAGGGGAUAGAUCGGGUUCUCUAUGAGUGUUUUAUCAGGUUCAUGGUACAGGGGAAGGGUCAGACUACCACCAGGGUCAUUGAAGUACCCCUGGAUAUCCCCCAAACUCCUAGGAAAGCCUUGUGAAACAUGUGCUUGGGUGACGAGGGGUUCAAGGUUAUGACCCUCGCUUGACUUUUCCGCCUCUCACAUUAAGAGUGUUUUAUCAGGUUCAUGGUACAGAAGAGUGUGUUUUAUAAGGUUCAUGGUACAGAGGAAGUGUCAGACUACCACCAGGGUCAUUGAAGUACCCCUGGAUAUCUCCCAAACUCCUAGGAAAGCCUUGGGUGACGAAAGGGUAGUCUCUUCCACCCCUCAUAUCAAGAGUGUGUUAUCAGGUUCAUGGUACAGAAGAGUGUGUUUUAUCAGGUUCAUGGUACAGAAGAGUGUGUUAUCAGGUUCAUGGUACAGAAGAGUGUGUUAUCAGGUUCAUGGUACAGAAGAGUGUUUUAUCAGGUUCAUGGUAUAGAAGAGUGUGUUAUCAGGUUCAUGGUACAGAAGAGUGUGUUAUCAGGUUCAUGGUACAGAAGAGUGUUUUAUCAGGUUCAUGGUAUAGAAGAGUGUGUUAUCAGGUUCAUGGUACAGAAGAGUGUUUUAUCAGGUUCAUGGUACAGAAGAGUGUGUUUUAUCAGGUUCAUGGUACAGAAGAGUGUUUUAUCAGGUUCACGGUACAGAAGAGUGUUUUAUCAGGUUCAUGGUACAGAAGAGUGUGUUUUAUCAGGUUCACGGUACAGAAGAGUGUUUUAUCAGGUUCAUGGUACAGAAGAGUGUGUUUUAUCAGGUUCACGGUACAGAAGAGUGUGUUUUAUCAGGUUCACGGUACAGAAGAGUGUUUUAUCAGGUUCACGGUACAGAAGACUGUUUUAUCAGGUUCAUGGUACAGAAGAGUGUGUUUUAUCAGGUUCAUGGUACAGAAGAGUGUGUUUUAUCAGGUUCAUGGUACCGAAGAGUGUGUUUUAUCAGGUUCAUGGUACAGAAGAGUGUGUUUUAUCAGGUUCAUGGUACAGAAGAGUGUGUUUUAUCAGGUUCACGGUACAGAAGAGUGUUUUAUCAGGUUCAUGGUAUAGAAGAGUGUGUUUUAUCAGGUUCACGGUACAGAAGAGUGUGUUUUAUCAGGUUCAUGGUACAGAAGAGUGUGUUUUAUCAGGUUCAUGGUACAGAAGAGUGUUUUAUCAGGUUCAUGGUACAGAAGAGUGUUUUAUCAGGUUCACGGUACAGAAGAGUGUGUUUUAUCAGGUUCACGGUACAUAAGAGUGUGUUUUAUCAGGUUCAUGGUACAGAAGAGUGUUUUAUCAGGUUCAUGGUAUAGAAGAGUGUGUUUUAUCAGGUUCAUGGUACAGAAGAGUGUUUUAUCAGGUUCAUGGUACAGAAGAGUGUGUUUUAUCAGGUUCAUGGUACAGAAGAGUGUGUUUUAUCAGGUUCACGGUACAGAAGAGUGUGUUUUAUCAGGUUCAUGGUACAGAAGAGUGUGUUUUAUUAGGUUCACAGUUCAGAAGAGUGUGUUUUAUCAGGUUCAUGGUACAGAAGAGUGUGUUUUAUCAGGUUCACGGUACAGAAGAGUGUUUCAUCAGGUUCACGGUACAGAAGAGUGUUUUAUCAGGUUCACGGUACAGAAGAGUGUUUUAUCAGGUUCACGGUACAGAAGAGUGUUUUAUCAGGUUCACGGUACAGAAGAGUGUGUUUUAUCAGGUUCAUGGUACAGAAGAGUGUGUUUUAUCAGGUUCACGGUUCAGAAGAGUGUGUUUUAUCAGGUUCACGGUACAGAAGAGUGUGUUUUAUCAGGUUCAUGUUACAGAAGAGUGUUUUAUCAGGUUCAUGGUACAGAAGAGUGUGUUUUAUCAGGUUCACGGUACAGAAGAGUGUGUUUUAUCAGGUUCACGGUACAGAAGAGUGUUUUAUCAGGUUCAUGGUACAGAAGAGUGUGUUUUAUCAGGUUCAUGGUACAGAAGAGUGUGUUUUAUCAG
Molecule: messenger RNA, 2952 nt
Organism: Eriocheir sinensis (Chinese mitten crab)
Lineage: Eukaryota; Metazoa; Arthropoda; Malacostraca; Decapoda; Varunidae
Exons: 4
Coding region: 1331-2239 (302 amino acids)
Source: RefSeq, a predicted model, not a curated record